UUAGAAUAGAUAGAAUAUUAUAGCAUUAUAUGUGAUUAAAUAGUAUAAUAUUCUUAUCUCAAUUCUCAAUGAUUUUCAUUUGAUACGUUAGGGAUUUGGGAAUGUCAAUAUUAUAAUGUUUGUGAAUUAUAAAAUAGUAUUAUAGUAGCCACUAGCCAGUAGGUGCUAAACAGCUAUAUAAAUAUUAGAUCGUGCUAGGUGGACUUUAGUGCUGAGAAAUGUUAAUCGGCUAUUGUGCUUGAAAACAUUUUUUCAAGUUUUAUUGCAGUUUAUAAAACCUAAAAUGACAAUCUAAAUAGUUGUAUAUUUUUCUGUAAUAAAAGCGACGUGUUUUGAAAAUAAUUUCAUCUAGAUUUUUCGUUGAAUAUUAAACAUAAUGGCAAGAAAUUUGUCAGACAGCAGCGAUAUAUCUUCGUCGUUGUCAGAUGAGGAGGAGGUACCUAAACGAAAGAGCAAUAAGUUGAAAGUUCACCAAAUUGAAGAUCGAGCUACAUCAAAGUUUUAUACUAAAGAUGAUAGCCAAGAAGAUCUUCCAUAUGUUGCUGAUAAUGUUUUUAAAGUUAAAAAAACCAAACAAAACAAAUAUAAAACAAAAUUUAAAUCCAAAGGCCAAUCAUCAUUUAAAUCGAAUAAAACUAUAGAUGACUCAAAAGAAAUAAAUUAUGCUAACAACUAUGCUCCAAAUAAUCUUGAAAAAUCGUAUUUAAAUAAUCCAGUUGCAUUUAUGAAGAGCGAUAUUAAGCUAGAACGUACAAAUAAAAGAAGUUUAUCUUCUUCUGAAGAUAGCUCGGACAGUGAUAGUAUUAACUGUUUUUCAAAUCAUGGCCUACAAUCGAAGACUGAACCAUUUGAUGGUGCUUCUUGCUCAAGAACAAUUGAUUCUGAUUCAAAUGAAUCAGACGAUCAUCCUUCAAAGACUUAUGGAACUGUUGAAGAUGGAGAAAAGAGUAACAAGGGAAUGUCUUUAAUGAAAAAAAGUGGUUAUAAAGAAGGUGAAGGAUUGGGGAAAAAUGCUCAGGGAUUGGUAAAUCCAGUACAGUUACCUACUCAAAAAGGUCGUAGAGGUUUGGGUUUUGCAUCACGAGAGCCAAGAGAAUCUUUUGUUUUAGACUGGGAUCCUGAACAAGAAGAAUCUGCAGAUAUUUUAAAAGUGACUGAAUGGUUAGAAAAUGAAGAUCCCCUGACAUUAUCAAUUGAGGAUAUGAAUUAUUGGUUUGAAACUGGUGAAAAAAAAUUAACAUAUAAUCAAACAACAGAGUUUGCUGAUUCAGAGAUUUUUAAAGUUGUUAAUUGUAGCAAGAAUGUUUUGGAUAAUAUUGACGACCAUGAUUUCCGUCAUGCUAGAACUAAAGCAAAUCCAUUUGAAACGGUGAAAAAUGGAAUAUUCCAAAACCGAGCUGCAAUGAAAAUGGCCAAUAUUGAUUGGGCAUGUGAUUUUAUGUUCACUGAUCCUAAAUACAACGAUGGUUCAUCUAUGCUAACAAGUCCUAGUAGUUUACUCUAUUUUGCUGAUAUAUGUGCUGGACCUGGAGGUUUUUCUGAAUAUGUAUUAUGGCGAAAAAGUUGGAAAGCUAAAGGUGUAGGAUUUACAUUACGUAAUGCAAACGAUUUCAAAUUGAAUGACUUUUAUGCAGGUUCUCCAGAGUCAUUUGAAGCUUUUUAUGGUCAUGAUGAAGAUGGUGAUGUAUAUAAACCAAAAAAUAUUCUGUCAUUAGAAAGGUAUGUUAUGAAGAUGACUGAAGGAAAAGGGGUGCAUUUUGUUAUGGCUGAUGGUGGGUUUUCUGUUGAUGGUCAAGAAAGUUUCCAAGAAAUUUUAUCCAAACGAUUGUAUUUAUGUCAAGCUUUGGCUGCUUUAAGUAUUCUUCAACCGGGUGGACAUUUUAUGUGUAAACUUUUUGAUAUAUUUACUGAAUUUAGUGCUGGUUUAUUGUUCCUUUUGUACCAGAGUUUUAAACAAAUCAGUAUUUACAAACCAGUCACGAGUCGCCCUGCAAAUUCUGAAAGAUAUGUAAUAUGUAAAUGGAGAUUAGAUGACAUACAAGAUAUAAAACAAUAUUUAUUUAAUGUGAAUUUAACUUGGAAUGGAUUAGAUUCAAAAGAAGAUAUUUUAUCUAUUGUUCCAUUGCACGAAAUUCAAAAAGACACUAAUUUUUUUAGAUACCUUUGGGAUUCUAAUAAUAAAUUAGGACAGAUUCAAGCCUUGAGUUUAUCAAAAAUUGUGGCAUAUACUAAAGAUCAACGUUUAGCUGAUGAUAGACAAAAAGAUCUAAAAAAAAAAUGUUUAGAAUUAUGGGAAGUAAAAGAUGGUGUAAGACGUGCACCUUUUAGAAGUGAUCCUAAAGAUACUUGCAAUUCAUUGAUAACUGGAACAAAAGAUUUCUUACAGUCAUUACCAGAAGUUUUAAACAAAGAAAAUUUACGGAAGCACGUCAAGUCUGUGUAUGACUGGCAUUGUGUUUUGCUCAAUAAUUCUAAACCUCCUACAUAUUUUUUGAGUUUAGGUGGUAGCCAAGUUUAUGAAUUAGUUAAUAAUCAAUGGGUCUCUAAUGAAUAUUUAAAGAGUGUAAUGAUGAGUCCUGGCACACUUGUAUAUGGUGAACUAGCUAUUGAACUAGAAGGUGAAGAUCUGGGACAACUUAGAGUAAGAGUAUUGCAUAUUAUAGAUGCUUAUAAGCUUGGUAACAUUGAUAUUAGUAAUGAACAUUAUUUAUCAAGGAUAAAUUAUUGUAAAGAUUUUGCAAAGUCCAUGAAUAAAAUAGAAUCAGAUAAAACAAGAAUUAGAGUAAAAGAACCCGUUUACCUAGAAACCAUUUCAGACAUUUUUGAGAAAAUUGACUUUAGAUGGUCGAAGUUUCAUCGUAAAUCAGUUAAGAUGUACAUGUUGGAUAGUGAAAAAUAUUGUUGUGCUUCUGGAAUAUUAUUUAUUAAAGCUACAUUAAGUCCAUGGGUGAGGGCAUUAUCACGAACUUAUAAAACAAUGUACUAUGGUCAUCCAACUAAACAACCUAUAUAUGAAGAAGGAAACCCAGUUGCUGCAUAUGCUCCUUUUAGGGACUGCCGUACUACUAAUAAGAUAUGGUUUUGGAUGGAUGAAUUUGGAAAUCCGUUAAAAAAUCCAAGUUUAGAGCAAGAAGAUCUUGAGAAACUUAUCAAGUGAUCCAGAAUUAUUUUGAGUAUUCUUCUUGCUUAUAGAAUUUAUAAUUCAACAUUCUGAUUUAUUAUGUAUUAUAAGUUAUAACAUUAGAUUGGUCAUUUUAAUUGACUAACUAAAAAAAAAAAUUUUACGGGUAUUUUAUUUAAAAAAAACUUUAUUCUAAAAAUACAAAUCAAAUUUUCUUAAGACUAUGAAUUGUGCAUUAUCAUUGAAAAUAUAUACGCCAAAAAAACAGCUCUUUGAGAAAUCUAUAAUAUUUAUAAUCGAUGGUAUUGGCAUAUUGCUGUAGCUUAUAAUAAGUUCAAGGUAAACCAUAAAAAAUUUAAAAAUUGGAAAAAUAAUUUCUUUUUAUGUAAGAAACAUUGAGAUAUUUAUGUUUGACGUAUUGAGAACUUAUUGACUAGGUACUGUGUUAUGAAAUACAAAGUACAAUGAAUGGCUAGUGUACUUGUAUUAUAAAAUGUAUAAAAAAUAUUGUUUUAGCAUACAUUAUGUACACAAAACUCAAAUCACUAAUACUGUUUGUUAAUUGAAAAGUAUAAAGUUCAAAAAUCAUAAGAAAUAUUUGAACAAUUUAUAUUUCACCAUACAUUUAUUUUAAAUUGCUCAUCAUGUAAAUACACUUCCUGGGAACUGUGAGAAUAGAUAAGGUUAAUUCAAUAAUAAAUCAUAAACAUUAGCAUUAUAAUUAAACUGUUAAGCAAUUUUAAAUAUUAAAUUAUCAUAAUUCAUAAAAUAUAACUAUUAAAGUGUGUUAAUUAUUAUUUUUAUAUUAUUUUUACACAACAAUAAUACUUUAUUCUUAUGUUAAACUUGAACUUUUAUACUUAAGCAAUACAUUAAGGGGAUUCCAUACCGUGAUUUUCUGUUUUUGUCUAACACACGCGCGACAUAGGAUUUUAGACAGAUUCUUUGCCAAACAUAUCAAUCGAUCUAAUGAAGUGAUAAAAAUUCUGAAAACAGAUUUGAAUUUGUCGUCAAGUCUACUUGAAAUCGACUAUCCCACAAUUUUGAUUUAUUUAUUUCAGCUUCUCCAAAAAUUGAAAUACAAAAAUGUUUAAAUACUCUUUUUUAAUAUGACGUUUUCUGGAAUUUGGGGGAUGAUUUCAAAAAUGUGGGAAAGUCGAUUUCAAGUAGUCUUGACGACAAAUUCAAGUCUGUUUUCAGAAUUCUUAUCGCUUCAAUAGAUCAAUUGGAAUGUUUGGCAAAAAACACGUCUAAAAUACUAUGUCACAAUUAGUGUGUUAGACAAAAACAGAAAAUCUCGGUAUCGAAUCCCCUAAAACAAAUAAGUUAUUUUUAUGCAACAGUAUAUUUGAUGAUAUUAUUGUGAAUAAAGUAAUUUAUAUAUAACCUA
Molecule: messenger RNA, 4511 nt
Organism: Metopolophium dirhodum (rose-grain aphid)
Lineage: Eukaryota; Metazoa; Arthropoda; Insecta; Hemiptera; Aphididae
Gene: Cmtr1
Product: cap-specific mRNA (nucleoside-2'-O-)-methyltransferase 1
Exons: 19
Coding region: 377-3157 (926 amino acids)
Biological process (GO): 7-methylguanosine mRNA capping
Cellular component (GO): cytoplasm; nucleus
Molecular function (GO): nucleic acid binding; methyltransferase cap1 activity
Source: RefSeq, a predicted model, not a curated record